AGGAAAAGUUACAAGAUCGUGGAGCUUCUGAUAACGGUGGAUUUAAAAAAAGCGAAGAUAUCAAAACUAACCCACUAGCGUUCACUCUGAUAUGGUUUGGUUUUGACCUUUUUGACGUUUUCACCUUGGCUCCAGGAAUUUUAAUCUUGGGGUGGCGCGUAGCCGUCCAUCAAAAGGUUUCUCCCCCCACCCUAUGACACUUUUUUUUUUUUUUUUUUUUGAGGGUAACCUAAAAUAAAAUUAAAGUAAUACAAAUCUUCCAGACUGGCUUGAAGGCCAUAACCUUUUUUUAACAGGUCACAACCAAUACCGAUUUUCCUUCAGUUACAAUCCGAUGGAUGGAGAGGUUAUCAUGGUCAUCACAGAAUACUCUAAGUUGCCCAAUUCAGGACAACCACCUCCCCCUGCCCCUCCUCUACCUUCAGGCAUAGGACCACCUCCCCCUGCCCCUCCCCUACCUUCAGGCAUAGGACCACCACCCCCUGCCCCUCCCCUACCUUCAGGCAUAGGACCCCCUCCACCGCCUCCGCCAUUAAACGGUAUGGAGCCCUCUCGUCUGGGUACCGGGUUAUUCAAAGGAAGUUCUCACCGUCGUUCCAAACUGCGCAACUUUAACUGGGACACCAUUCCACACCAACGCGUGGUAGGGAAACUGAAUAUCUGGACAGAGGAGAAGAAAAUGGAUGACUACGAGUUAGAUACUCAGAGAAUGGAGGAGCUCUUCAGUCAGAGCGAAGUGGGAUUACAGAAAGGCAGAAGCAGCAUAAGGAAGAGCUUCAGGGGUAACCCUGUCUCUGGCACUGGAACCGACGAUUCUAUACUCAAUGCUAAGAAAAGCAUGAAUAUCGGUAUCUUCCUGAAACAGUUUAAAAGGCCUGUUCAGGAGAUGGUGGAAGACAUUAAACUAGGUUCCAUGAAUAAAUUUGGAGUAGGAAAACUACAAGAGCUUUGUAAACUCUUGCCAGAGGAUGGAGAAGUGAAGAAGCUGCGAGCGUUCCGUGGAAGUCUUACUCGGCUCACUGAAGCAGAUUUGUUCAUGGUUCUGCUUGUCCAGGUGCCCAGCUACAAGGAACGCUUGCAGUGUAUGGUCCUAAAAGAAGAAUUCACUCCACACAUAGAAAAUCUCAAAUAUGCCAUCUGCACCAUGACAUUUGCAGCUAGAGAGUUGCUAAAUUGUGUUGACUUGCAUACAGUCAUUCGUCUAGUGCUGAAGUUGGGGAAUUACAUGAACGCUGGUGGCUAUGCGGGCAGUGCCGUGGGGUUCCGGAUGACAUCACUACUCAAACUGGUGGACACAAAAGCAAACAAACCAGGGAUGAACCUGAUGCACUACGUUGUGAUGGAAGCAGAGAAGAAAGACGUCUCUCUUCUGAAUUUCUCCAAUCAGUUGCUGCACAUUGGUCCUGCUGCCAGGUUCCUUAAACAAGAAGUGGAGGCAGAUUUCCAGAAGGAAGUGAAAAGGGUUGCAGAUAUGCAGUUGAUUGUUGAGAGACACGAGGAGCUGCAAGAACAGAUGACAUCCUUCAUCCAGGAAGCAGAGAAGCAGCUGACUGAAGUUAACUCUUCACUGCAGGCUCUCAGCUCGGUGAGCCACUCUCUAGCAGAGUACUUCUGUGAAGAUCCUGAACAAUUCAAGCUGGAGGAGUGCUGCUCCAUUUUCCACUCGUUCUGUGAGAAAUUCCUUCGAGCCACCCAGGAAAACAGGGAUCGUUGUGUAGUGGAGGUAAAAAGAAUGCAACAAGAGAGACAAAACAGUGCUUCAAAGCGUAAGUCUAUUGCCACCUGCUCCCACAGGGACAAGGACAUGCAGAAUGUGGCGCUUGAGUCCAUCCUGCAAAAUUUCAUGUGCUCUAGAAGCAGUCGUCAGAAAUCUGGGAAAGGGACUUCCUCUCCCCUUACUGGCAGCCAGCCAGAGUUAGCAGAAAGGCUGCUUGCAGCAAAAGAACUCCCUAUCAGAGAAAGAGAGGUUAAGAAAGACCCUACAAAAAAUGUUGCCGGACACUCCCAAACAGACAAGCAUAAUCAACACAAUUCAGAAAAGGAGAGGGCACUCUCUGGUAUAGGGGAGGAACUGGAGAAUAGCGCUGCUUUUGACAUGCCUGAGAAAGGAAGUAGAGCCCACUCAACCAGCCCUACUGAAGGCGACUCGAAUGACAGAGUCUCUACUAAUGGGGAGGGAGAUGAUAACGCUGAACAUCUGAGGGAAAUUUCCCAAAAAGCUUUAAAAUAUCGAAACAGCCGAAGCAGCUUGAAGUCAAACGAUGGUAUACCUGCUGCCAAAUCCCCACUUUUAAGGGAGAUUCAGGGGGAAAGACAGAGGGCUCUAAGUGAGCAGCCAUUGGACGUUGAAGAGAACUACAUUAAAAGGAUGGUAGUCAGCCCUCCCGUCUCUAGGUUUACAAGCCGCUCCACCCCUCAGAAGCUGACACGGCGGCACACCUUGAACGUUAUUCCUAUUAGCUCAUUGGGUCACUUUGACUUUGAGGAGGAGACACUAGCAGUGAUGGCUGAAACUGGUGCCAGAACCCCUACACCUCCUCUAAAACAAAUUGGGAAACUGCAUUCCGUAGAUAGCUGUAAAUUAUUCAUGAAACUGGACAAGGCGAUCCCCAAGGAGCAGGUAGCUACACAGGUGGAAAAAGAGAUUCCACCAUCCACUCACCAAAUAGAUGAAAGGCAGCCAGUAUCUCCAGCAACAAAGAAAACUGGGAUAUUCAAGUUCCAGAAGGUGCAGGGGAAUCAGAACAAAGAGAGCACCACAUUAUCAUCAUCUCCAAGCUUCAGAGUCAGCAAUUUCUUACAGAAAAAAUUCAGUCAGAAGAACCCAGAGCGCUUGAAGCACUCUGAAGUAGCACAAGAUUGCCAGGAGAGCUCACCCAUCCUCAACUUUUUCAAACGCCUCAAUGAAAGGACAAGCAAGGCCAGCAACAAGGAACCAGCGUAUGAGAGUACAGAUUUGUGAUUGUCUUAGUAAUACUCUCUUCCUUCUUGACACACUGAUUUUGUAUAUUUUCAGAAUGACAUCCAAAGAAAACUAAACAUCAGUAGUGUUUAGUCUGACCAAGGACAUUUAGCGUUUAGUCCAAAUUAAUUAAAAUACAGCAUUAAAAUGUUCUGAAUUUCAUUAUUCACUGAAGUUUUCAAAGUUAGAUGUAUCUAUUGAGUAUCCUGAAACAAAUUUAUUUUAGAUUUUCAAGCAAUUUGGUGACUAAAUUUCUUGUUGUAGGGAAGCUUUUAACGAAGGGUAAUAUGCAGUCUCCCUCAUUAACUUCACUAAUAAUUAAAAACACAGCAACAACAAAACCAUGCUGCUAUAGCGACAUUCAAUUCUGGUGACACUUAUAGUCCCAGCAACAGGCCACAAGUUGGUUGCUAGACUCAGGAGUCUAUUUUUAAUAAUUUAAACCAUGAUCCAGAGGCUUUUAGCUUGUUGUCUUCCUCUUUUAUUAUCAUCUGUACAUGUAAUAACCAGAGUUGAUUAGUACCAAUAAGGACUUGUGGUAGUGUUUAUGGGUAGUGUGUGUGUGUGUGAUGUUGUAUUUUAUUUAACUACUUGUUGGGAUGCAGUACUGAAUUGGUUAAAUUAUUGUUUUUAUAUGUAUAUUCAAUUAUUAUGGAGUGUCUGUGAAGCUUCAAAUAAUUUCAAAAC
Polyodon spathula (Mississippi paddlefish) is the source of this 3649-nucleotide messenger RNA. RefSeq names its product FH2 domain-containing protein 1-like. Lineage: Eukaryota; Metazoa; Chordata; Actinopteri; Acipenseriformes; Polyodontidae. The record is from RefSeq and is a predicted model, not a curated record. The transcript has 12 exons. Bases 335 to 2962 code for a protein of 875 amino acids.